Salvia miltiorrhiza (redroot sage) is the source of this 1448-nucleotide messenger RNA. RefSeq lists its product as uncharacterized. Lineage: Eukaryota; Viridiplantae; Streptophyta; Magnoliopsida; Lamiales; Lamiaceae. The record is from RefSeq and is a predicted model, not a curated record. The coding region runs from base 354 to 986 and encodes 210 amino acids. The transcript has 3 exons.
UGAUGUUUGAAAGCUUCAGCCGUUACUUUUCUCAAUUUCUCUCACAAAUCCUUCUCAUGCUCAAUUUCGAUGGGAAAAUCCUUCACAAAUUUCUCUCCAUUUGUCUGCAAAUCUCAUGCUCAAUCAGCCGUUACAUGCUUUGAUUUGCAAAUCCUUCUAAAAUCCCCUCUCUCGCCGUCUGCAAAUCUUUCUCAUGAUCUUUCCCUAUCUUCUUGCAAAUCCUUCUCAAAUCCCAUCGUCCGCCGUCUGCAUCAUUAUCACAACAAUUCACUCUCCCUCCGUCUGCAGAUCCUUAUCACAACAAUUGAUAUGCUAAUCUCUAUCCAUACAGACGGGGCCAAUGGCUGCCGCUAAUGGCUGCCCUGCGCCUAGCACCACCGCCGUCAAUGGGUGUCUCGCCGAUUUGCCUCCUCCAUUUUCCCUCCACCGCCGUCAAUGGGUGUCUCGCCGAUCUGAUAAUUACUGUGAAGGUUCUCAAAUCAGAAGGAUCUUGGGAGAGACCAAACCGCCGCUUGCAUGUGCAACUGUUGCUUGGAAAAUGUGCUAUGAUUGAUGCAUGGGGUAUUGAUGGAGAUGUCCUACAAAUUGAAAUGCCUUCUGAAAGCGAAUUGUCAGAUUUAGUGUUGGCUGGUGAAAAGCAAUUGAAGAGUCGUAUAGAAAAUGCUACACGUAUUCCAGAUUUAGAAGUUUCGGGACAGAAGGGAACAGAAUUAUCAUAUGCACCCAUUGAAAUGAAAAGUGGGGAUUGGAUUCUGAAGGUUGUGCCAUGGGUUGGUGGGAGAAUUCUUUCCAUGGAGCACCUCCCCUCAGGUUAUUUCAAACAUUCCAUUGUCAUUUACUUCUUUAUCAUCUAUAGAACUUGUGAGUGUGACAAGAUUGAUUUAAAAAAUUUGGAUUUUUGCCUAAUACUAGAUUCUCUUCAUCCGCUCAUCCACUUUCAAGAUAGGGAAGAGGAAGUAUUAGUGACCUUUUAUAAAGUAUGGUAAAUGGUUUGUUUUAGGGCCCUAAUCCCUAAACCCACCAGUUUGAUUUGAUUUUGGCUGGAUAGAGAAUGAGAUGUUAGAGUUUGUUUUUGUUGAAUGCAGAAAAUAUGGGGUUUAUACAUUGUUGAAUCUCAAGAUGAAUGUGCAAUGGAAUCACAAUUUUGAAGAUAUAUAUAUAAAAGAUGCUACAAGGUUUGCUAUACUGAUUCAUCUUAUACAGUGGCAUUAGUAUACUAAUUGGGUAGAGGGAGGGAACCAUCGUUAUCAAUAUUAGCAAUUUACCUAGAUUUCAUCAAUCCAUGUGAAUUGUGAUGUAUAGUUGUGUAAUGCAGGGUUUGUAAUUUUAGUUUUGAUUACAAUUAUGUAGUUGCAUAUUGUAAUAAAAUUGAACUCAAAUACGUAAAUACGUUAUUUAGAUCGCCAUCAUUAUUAUAUUUAUCUGCAAUUCUAGAGAAAUUUUCUUUU